GGGGUAUAAAUGCAUCUUCUCGGCUGUCACGGCAGGUUCUCUGAGUAGACGGGUCCCCAGAGCCCGCCUGCCUGUGACCAUGGAGGCCAGAGCGCUCUGGCUGCUGGUGGUGGUCCUGGUCCUGGGGUCCUCCAACAGGGCAGCGGCGUACGAGGGCCUGUCGACGAACCUGUGUGAGGUGCCGGCCAAGGACAGGGUGGACUGCGGCUACCCCGAGAUCAGCUCCGAGCAGUGCACCAAUCGGGGCUGCUGCUUCGACUCCAGCAUCCACGGAGUGCCCUGGUGCUUCAAGCCUCUGCAGGACACAGAAUGCCGAUUUUGAAGCAACGUGCAGUGGCCCCGGACACGCUGGGAUAAGACCCCCCGCCUCGGGGCCCCGGCCUGGGUCCUCUGCCGGCCGCUCCCUGCUCCCUGCUUUUCUCCUACCGGCUCGCGGCAAGCCCUUCCACGGAAAGCUAGCGCCUGGCGCCUGGCGCCUGACGCCUUAACGAAUAAAGAUCCCGUGCUCAGCAUGAGGGCCGUUCCUCAUUCCCGUGACUCGAGACUC
Messenger RNA from Mustela erminea (ermine), 547 nucleotides. RefSeq names its product trefoil factor 3 (gene TFF3). NCBI's taxonomy places the organism in Eukaryota, Metazoa, Chordata, Mammalia, Carnivora, Mustelidae. Gene Ontology annotation, biological process: maintenance of gastrointestinal epithelium. The transcript is spliced from 3 exons. The coding region runs from base 80 to 322 and encodes 80 amino acids. The record is from RefSeq and is a predicted model, not a curated record.